Thlaspi arvense is the source of this 4087-nucleotide messenger RNA. The record is from the annotation of a GenBank genome assembly. NCBI's taxonomy places the organism in Eukaryota, Viridiplantae, Streptophyta, Magnoliopsida, Brassicales, Brassicaceae.
CUUUCUCUCAAAUGGGAGGGCCCUUACAUCAUAUUACAGAAAACACCCUUCUUCUAUUCGAAUUUACCAUUUGUGCCAUCACCGAACAAAUUAAGAAAAGUUUCGUAAAAGGUAAGAAGUCGAAGACAAACAGAGCAAAGAAAAGGCUCAAAAAGAAAAAAAGACGACGACGAACACAGAGAAACAACGAAUUUGAGAGGGAAAUUAAGGAAGAGCGAAGCUGCACAGCUAACCAAAAGAAAAAACCCUCGAUUUCGUCUCGUUCCUUGAUCGGAAAUUUUUGGAAGCCGAGAUUCGAUUUUGAAAUCGCGCAAAUCUGAAGAAAGUCUCUGGUUGUUCGAUUCGAUUCCGUCUCAAGCUUUUCGUUGGAUUGAGAAAGGGGUUUAUGCUUGAAGCUGUGAUUCCGCAACGGAAUUCGUGUAAAACUAUUUCGACCAAGCAGAGUUAUGCUAAGUUUCUGAAAGCUGAAGAAAAGAGUCAACAAAGAGAGAAAUGGAGGAGGUGGGUCCUCAAGUCGCAGGUCCGGUUUCAGUUCACCAUCCCAUAGGAAAAAAACGUGAUCUUUAUCACCAGAUGUCGAAUCACCAGCCGCACUGGCUUGUGCCGUCUCAGCCACAGCCGAGGAAUGACUGGAAUCCCAAGAUGUGGGAAUGGGACAGCCAGAGAUUUGAAGCUAAACCAGUAGACGCGGAGGCUCGAAGUGACGUCAAUGUGAGGACUAACAACAACAACAACGGUGGUUUGAGUUACGAGGGGAGAGAAAGAGGCCUUGAUUUGAAUCUGAGCAGUAGUUUUAACGCCGUUGAAGAGACGCCGGUUGUAAUCAGACCCAGCAAGAGGGUCAGGUCGGGAUCUCCGGGAAAUGGUGGAGGAAACUAUCCCAAGUGUCAGGUGGAUAAUUGUAAGGAAGAUCUUUCGCUUGCCAAGGAUUAUCACAGAAGGCAUAAAGUGUGUGAGGUUCAUAGCAAAGCUACCAAAGCUCUUGUUGGGAAGCAGAUGCAGAGGUUUUGCCAACAGUGUAGCAGGUUUCAUCUUCUCUCUGAGUUUGAUGAGGGAAAGAGAAGCUGCAGGCGUAGAUUGGCCGGCCAUAACAGGCGGAGGAGAAAAACUCAGCCCGAGGAGAUUAGUUCUCGGGAUGUAGCUCCGGGGAACUGUGACAAUACCUCUAAUCCCACUAAUAUGGAUAUUAUGGCUCUGUUAACAGCUUUAGCUUGUGCACAAGGUAGGAACGUGGAUAAACCUAGUGGGUCUCCGGCAGUACCACAAAGAGAGCAACUUGUUCAGAUACUUAACAAGAUCAAUACGUUACCUUUGCCUAUGGAUAUUGUCUCAAAGUUGAAUAAUAUCGGAGCUUUAGCCAGGAAAAACCUGGAUCAACCUUCAGGGAUGAACCCACAAAAUGAUAUGAGUGGGGCUUCUUCUCCAUCUACCAUGGACUUACUUGCUGUUCUCUCCACGACUUUAGGUUCAUCUGCUCCCGAGGCCAUAGCUUUGUUAUCUCAAGGAGGGUUUGGUAACAAAGACAGCGGUGAUAAGACUACGCUAACUUCUUCUGACCAUGCCACUGCAACCAAUUUAGAAAAGAGAACUUUGGAGUUUCCUUCGUUUGGAGGAGGAGAGAGAACCAGUAGCAGUAACCCUUCUGCUUCUCAGGACACUAGAUCUAGCUUAUCUUUACAAUUAUUCACCUCUUCACCAGAAGAUGAGAGUCGGCCAACGGUUGCAUCUUCAGGAAAAUACUAUUCUUCUGCGAGCAGUCACCCCGUUGAGGAUAGGUCGCCAUCUUCAUCUCCGGUCAUGCAGGAGUUGUUCCCGUUGCAGACCUCUCCUGAAACCAUGAGAUCUAACAAUUGCAGAAACACUAGUCCCGGUCCUAGGACUAGCUGUUUGCCCCUAGAGCUCUUUGGUGCAUCAAACAGAGAAGCUGCUGCAGAUCCUAAUUUUAAAGUUUCCAGGCAUCAAUCUGGUUAUGCUUCGUCUGGUUCGGAUUAUUCUCCUCCCAGCUUAAACUCUGAUGCUCAGGACCGCACCGGAAAGAUAGUUUUCAAACUACUCGGAAAAGAUCCUAGUCAGCUCCCUGGGACAUUGCGAACAGAGAUCUACAACUGGCUUUCUAGCAUUCCAUCAGAGAUCGAGAGUUAUAUCAGGCCUGGCUGUGUUGUUCUUUCUGUCUAUGUGGCCAUGUCAGCUUCUGCAUGGGAACAACUUGAAGAAAACUUGCUGCAACGGGUUAGUUCUUUGGUUCAAGAUUCAGAUUUUUGGGGCAACACGAGAUUUUUGGUCAGUACAGGCAGACAGCUCGCAUCAUACAAACAUGGAAGUAUUCGUCUGAGUAAAUCUUGGAGAACUUUGAGUUCACCAGAGCUGGUCUCGGUCUCGCCUUUGGCUAUUGUAGCCGGUGAAGAAAGAACUUUGAUACUAAGGGGUAGAAGCUUGACAAAUGACGGAAUCAGAUUUCGUUGUGCGCAUCUGGGUAACUAUACGUCAAUGGAGGUAACUGGAACAUCGCAUAGCAGAAUCAAAUUUGAUGAGUUAAACGCAAGUAGUUUCAAAGUCGAGGGUCCAAGCGCUGGUUCUCUGGGACGCUGUUUUGUUGAGGUGGAGAAUGGAUUCAGAAGCGACAGUUUCCCGUUGAUAAUCGCCAAUGCCACGAUUUGCAAAGAGUUGAAUCGUCUUGAAGACGAGUUCCACCCAAAAGACGUGACAGAGGAACAAACAAACAACUCAGAUCGUCCAAGUUCAAGAGAAGAAGUUCUUUGCUUCUUGAACGAGCUCGGUUGGCUAUUUCAGAGGAGACGGACAUCCGACAUUCAUGGAGAAUCAGACUUUUCACUCCCUCGCUUCAAAUUUUUGCUCGUAUGCUCAGUUGAAAGAGAUUACUGCUCUCUCAUGAGAACUCUCUUGGAUAUGAUGAUAGAGAGAAAUCUGGGAAAAGACGGUUUGAUGAAGAAGGAGUCAUUAGAUAUGCUGGCUGAGAUUCAGCUAUUGAGCCGCGCUGUCAAAAGGAGAAACAUAAAAAUGGCUGAAACUUUGAUUCACUAUUACGUUAAUCCCACAGCUAAAAACUUCAUCUUCUCGCCUAAUAUCGCUGGACCUGGCGAUAUCACGCCUUUGCAUUUGGCUGCUUCUACAUCUGGUUCUGAUGAAAUGAUUGAUGUCCUGACUAACGACCCACGAGAUGUUGGAUUGUCGUGCUGGAAUACUCUAAUCGAUGCAAGCGGUCAGACUCCAUUUAGCUAUGCUGCAAUGAGGAACAACCACAGCUACAACAACUUGGUGGCUCGUAAGAUUGCAGAUAAGAGAAACGGUCAGAUAUCUCUGAACAUCGAGAACGGGAUCGAUCAGAUUGGUGUGAGUAAGAGACUAAGCUCAGAGCUCAAGAGAUCUUGCAACACGUGCGCAAGUGUUGCUCUCAAGUAUCAGAGGAAGGUUUCGGGUUCUCAUCGUUUCUUUCCAACUCCGAUCAUCCACUCGAUGCUUGCGGUUGCAACGGUCUGCGUUUGCGUUUGCGUGUUUAUGCAUGCUUUCCCAAUCGUCAGACAAGGCUCGCACUUCAGCUGGGGAGGUCUUGACUAUGGCUCAAUCUAGAAAGUACAAAAGGUUUGUAUCAUAAAGUGUUGUUAAUUCUUUUGGGGUUUCGCAAAAUAAGAGAAAAAGUGGUGAAGGGGAAAGUGAGAACAAGAGGAGGCAAAGUGAGAAUACCCAAAAGGCCUGUGGGUUUUGGGAUAUUGCAGAGUUGGAAUCACUCAUGAGCCAGAGAGUACAGAGAAGGUACUGGUUUGGGUCAGAGCAGAGACAGCUUCAACACCAGAGUUUUUAUAUUUAGGCUAAUUAUGUUUUAUUCUUGAUACUGUUAAUUUCGUUCUGCUUAAUGCAACUUCUAGUUGUUUCUGUCUCUCCUUUUUUUCUCUCUUAACAACACAGAAGCUGUGUCUACUUUCUUUUAAGGGAUGCCUUAUCUCUAGGGUUGUGUAAGUAGUAGUUGAAGAUUGGUGUAAACUUGUAAUGUAACAUCUUCUUUUAAAGUUAUGUGAAAGUAGUAUCAGCCUCUCGCUCUAAACGGUUUUUGUUGUUAGUGAUAUCAUUG